Molecule: messenger RNA, 486 nt
Organism: Didymodactylos carnosus
Lineage: Eukaryota; Metazoa; Rotifera; Eurotatoria; Philodinida; Philodinidae
Source: the annotation of a GenBank genome assembly
AUGUCAAUGCCUUUGAGUCGACGUGUUUUUAAUAAAUAUGAUUUGGAUCACAAUGGCACAAUAUCGUUGGAUGAAUUAAAAGUUUUAUGUGCUGAACAUUGUUCUCAGUUAACUGAUCGCGAAUUUGAAUGGUUAAAAACGUAUAUAGAUAAAGAUGGAGACAAUGUCAUAUCAUAUGACGAAUUCGCACAGUUUUGGAAAUCAAAAAAUCGUUUUGCAAAUGCGAAACUGGAUGAUGGACAAAUGAUGAUAAUUGAUACAAUUAUGAAAAUAUUUCGGGCUUAUGACAAGGAUAAAUCCGGAGAAUUAGAUAAAAAUGAAUUUCUUCAAUUGAUAGACGAUUUACUUAAAGCUGGUUUAAUACAACGGACACAAAAUUUCGAAUUUGAUGAAAUUGAUCGAUCAAAAAAUGGAACAAUUAACUUUAAUGAGCUUAUUGCUUGUUUAAUUGAGACUAAUGUACUAAAUGGAUUCGGUAUUGAAUAG